Molecule: messenger RNA, 795 nt
Organism: Microthlaspi erraticum
Lineage: Eukaryota; Viridiplantae; Streptophyta; Magnoliopsida; Brassicales; Brassicaceae
Source: the annotation of a GenBank genome assembly
AUGAAGAAUGGUUUUCGAGAUGUCUGUUCUUCAAGUGGAUCGGUGAUGAUCGGAGUUACCGACCACGAAGACGACAACGCCGCAGCACUGUCGUCGGAGGAUUCGUCUUGUCCAGAAGAGUCGGUGUCAGGGACAGAGCUCGACCUAGCUCUGUGUCUUAGCAUUGGUCUGAAUAGUCAUCGGAAUCCCUCCAAGGUCCGAUCCUCUUCUUCAUCUUCGUCUUCUUCUUCUCUGACCAGAGAAAGUGGAACCAAACGGUCUGCUGAUACUUCUGCAGCUGCCUCAAACGCAACGAGACAAGUUGCGCUAGGAUGGCCUCCUCUACGGACUUACAGAAUCAACAGUUUGGUCAACCAAGCGAAGUCCUUAGCCACGGAAGACGGUUUGAGUUCUGACCUUCAAAAAGACACAACAAGAAGAAGAAAUGUUGUGGUGGCUGCGAAGAACGAUGAUGCUAGCUAUAACCAAUCUGUCAGGAUUCCUAUGCUUGUGAAGGUGACAAUGGACGGAGUUAUAAUUGGAAGGAAAGUUGAUCUCAAUGCUCUGGAUUCUUAUGAAGCCUUGGCCAAAACUUUGGAACUAAUGUUCUUUCAGACACCUUCCUCUGUAACAAGAACGGAUACACAACAAGGAUGCAAGACAAUGAAGGAAACACUUGCUUCAGAACUGCUGGAUGGCUCGUCGGAAUAUAUCAUAACGUAUCAAGAUAAAGAUGGAGAUUGGAUGCUUGUAGGAGAUGUUCCUUGGGAGAUGUUCUUGGGGUCCUUGAAAAGAUUAAGAAUCAUGAGAAGAUAA